Messenger RNA from Pseudonaja textilis, 2818 nucleotides. RefSeq names its product pentatricopeptide repeat domain 3 (gene PTCD3). Gene Ontology annotation, cellular component: mitochondrion. The record is from RefSeq and is a predicted model, not a curated record. NCBI's taxonomy places the organism in Eukaryota, Metazoa, Chordata, Lepidosauria, Squamata, Elapidae. Gene Ontology annotation, molecular function: ribosomal small subunit binding; rRNA binding; protein binding. Gene Ontology annotation, biological process: mitochondrial translation.
UUCCGCAUUUUCAGCACCAGGAGGCCAGUUCCGUUAUGGCGGCUUGGAGGUUGCGGCGGUGUCCGUUUCCCGCCCGAGACUUGUUGCAGAGAAGGCUCGUCGUUUCGGGAGUAUCUGGCUCUUUUAGGGAAGGGGGCGACAGGCACCAUUCAGAAAAUGCAACCCUUCUGGAAAAAUCCCCCAUCGUGAAAGAAGAAACUAUUUUACUUCCAAGAAAAAAAAUCUGGGAUAAAUCAGCAGUUCUUCAGGCACUUGCAUUAACUGUAAACAGGGAUAUUACAGCUGUUCCCUAUACGUUUCAAGAUGAUCCUUAUCUUAUCCCCAGAAAUUCUUCAGAGCAUCAUUUCUUUUCCUCAUCAAAAACAUCAGGACAAAAUGCAGCCAAAUUUGUUAUUAACACACAUCCUGAACUUUUUGAGAAAGACUAUGCUGAACCUCACAUUCAGAGUCUUAUGCCAAAAACGUUGGUAUUGGAACUUGAAGAAGUGAGUGAGGUUGCAUUAAAAAAUCUAAUUCAGCUAAGAAAAGUAAAAGCAUCUGUGAAUAUGUUUGAUCAGCUUCUACAAGCAGGAACAAGUAUACCUCUGGAGACCUCGAACAAUCUUCUGGAUCUUCUGUGUUUUUAUGGAGAUAGAGAACCAGAUCAGGAGAAUGAUAGCAGUUUAGAAAAACAAGAAGACACCGCGCCAAGAAGGGAGUUUGCAAGGAACUCUUCUAAAUCCCGACAAAUUACAUGGAGGGAAAACAACAAUGCUGAGAGAAUAUUUCACCUAAUGCCUGAAAAAAAUGUACAUUCCUAUUGUACAAUGAUCAAGGGAAUGGUGAAGCAUGGAGAGUGCCAAAAAGCUUUUAACAUGUACGCUGAUAUGGUGAAUAAAAAUCUUAAGGCUGAUGUGAGCACCUUCAAUACACUUAUUUUAGCAGCUGUAGAUGUUAAGGAAAAAUACAUUGAGAAAUGGGCAUGUAUUGAAGACUUGCUGAGGCAGAUGGCUGAACAGGAUGUACAACCAAAUCUGCUAACUUUUAAUACUAUCCUGAAAGCAUUGAAGCAGUGUGGUAAAGUAUCCCGGGCUAAGGCUAGACUGAUCUUGAAUGAGAUGAGAGCACUAAAUAUAGAGCCUUGCUUCGCAACGUAUUACCAUUUGUUGUGCAUGUCACAUAACAUUGCUGGAUUUUCUGAAUCCCAGUCCCAUAUACUAUAUGCUAUAGUAAAUGAAAUUGAAAGAAAAACUUUUUGUCCUCAGGAUCCAGAUGAUGUCUACUUCUUUCCAAAUGCAAUGAAAACAUGUCUGGAACUGAAGGACGUUCAACUUGCUUAUCGACUACAUAGAGUGCUGGAGAAAGCAGAUAACAGGAUAAUGUUGGGAAAUAUGACACAGAAGAACUUUUAUUAUAUGUCAUUUUUUGAAUUGUUGGCUGUGAUGGAACACUUAGAUGUUUUGUUGAAGUGGUAUAAAGAACUGGUUCCAUCAGAAUUUUACCCAAAUAUUAGAACAAUAAUGCUGCUGCUUCAGGCAUUGGACUCUGGCAAUUGCUUGGAAUUGAUUCCCCAGAUAUGGAAAGAUAUUAAGCAAUUUGGAUUUAGUCUCAGAGACAUUAUUGUACAAGAAGUUCUGGCUCUUAUGGCAAGAGAUGUACAGACUCCAGAGACCCAAGUUGCAUUUGCUGACUGUGCUGAAAACAUAAAAUCUCUGCAUGACUUAAAGAGCAAGAACAUGCAACUCCUGUGGAAAGACACUUCUCUUAAUAACACCACAAUACUUUUUGCCAGGGCUGGCAGAACACAAGAAGCUUGGAACAUGCUACAGCUGUUUAAAAAAUACUCUCAAGUUCCCAGUGAUUUGACGGUGAAAGAGAUAUUCGGUUGUAUUAAACAAAGUAGACAAGCGGAAAAAGCCCUGGAACUAGUAAAGCUGACUGCUGAAUAUGGGAUACAAUCAACGCCCGUGCUUGCCAAGACAACUCUAGAAGAAUUUGAAUUCUCUGCAGAGCAAAGGCGGACUCUGGUUGAUAUAAUAGAAGGAAGCGAUGGUUAUAAAUAGGGGUCAGAAGAGAAACCCCUUCCUCUUUGCUGAAAGAAAAAGUAACUUACCUGAUCUCAAUAUAGCUGUCAGAGAGUGGCUCUGAAAAUCUCUGCGAACCUUGUACAUAACUGUAUUAUAUUGGUAUUAUUAUCAUGUGGAUUCUCAUCUGAUGGCAGGUGGUAGGAAGUUUUGGUUUCAUCUGUUUUGGAGUGUUUGUUCUCAUUCUCUACCACCUCAGUUUUUAAAACACAGUGUCUGCCAGAAUCCUAGAAUUAUUUACUUACUAUAUUGCAUCUACAUUUUCCUUAGAGAUGCUAAUAGAAAUAAAAAUUAAUCCACUUGCCUCUUUUCAGCAGAUGUUUUUUUAUUUAAGCAAAAUCUAUUUGAACUGACUAAAGAGCUCUAAAGAGGAGCAACAACAAGAAGUGUUAGAAGAAGAACAAGGAGGAAGAGAUAAAGAAGAAGGAGAUAGACCAAGAAAAGAAGGACUGUGAACAAGACCCCAGAGAGAAGCAAGGACCAAUAGAAGACCAAGACAGACCUACUAUUAAUAAGAUGGAAGAAGAAAUUAGAUUAAUUUCACUAAAUAUCAAUGGAUUGAAUUCCCCGACCAAGUGAAGGCAAAUGUUAACAAAAUUAACAAAACAGAAUGUUGAUAUUAUAUGCCUUCAAGAAGUGCAUAUCCAAAAAUCAGAGUAAAUAUUUGGAAUCCCCCAGAUUAGGAAAAUUAUAUGUAGCAUUGGCAAAUCAAAAGAAAAGAGGGGUGGCUAUGUAUAUUAAAAAAUGGAUGAAUG